ACAGUGUACCAUGACCAAUGUAAGAUAUCUCUUCGACGACGAUAUGUCGGAACAGGAGCCUCUAAUAAGGCAGUCUCAGCCUACUGCAGGACCCACAGAACAAUCCCUUGGGAACCUCACAGAUGUAGAUAAAGUGGCCGUCGUUGGGCUGGAGGGAUCUCAUCGGAGUUAUACACUAUCAACAGAGUCUAGAUUAGCUACUGAGCAUGCUACCACUGAUAUGCAGACGCUGAUGCAUCUUCUAAAAGGGAACAUAGGAACAGGUUUACUUGGUCUUCCAUAUGCCGUUAGUAAAGCAGGGUUAGUGCUUGGAUCUGUUGGUUUAGCCUUCAUGGGAGUUAUAGCUCUAACAUGCAUGAACAUUAUGGUCCAAACAUGCCAUGAUCUAUGUGAAAGAACAAAUCGAGUAACUUUAGAUUAUGGAGAGGUUGCUGAGCAGUCCCUUAAACAUGGUCCCAUCGCUUGGUUACGAGAAAGAUGUCGUAUUGGAAACUAUGUUGUGAAUGGGUUUUUAAUCUUCACUCAGCUGGGUUUCUGCUGUGUCUAUUUCCUCUUCAUGGCAGACAACAUCAGACAGAUUUAUUGUACUUAUUAUGGAGCGAGUGUUCCAUCCUUGCAAAUCUUUCUGUUGAUGUUACUGCCUUUGGUUCUCAUCUACUGCUACAUCAGGAACCUGGAUGAUUUAGCUCCCUUCUCUACUCUUGCUAAUGUUCUUACCAUUGUGGGAAUACUCAUUAUUUAUGAGUACCUGGUGAGUCAUAUACCAGCUGCCAUUAAUCCUGACACACGACCGCUGGUUGGCAAUCUUAAUGGGUUCUUCAUUUUCUUCGGCACUGCCAUAUAUUCCUAUGAAGGAAUAGGAGUUGUAUUACCAUUGGAGAAUAAGAUGAAGAAUCCACAGAAUUUCACCCGAGUGCUUCUUGGUGGGAUGUUGAUCGUUGUUAUACUCUAUAUCUCCAUGGGCACUCUGGGAUACCUUUGCUUUGGAGACAAAGUGGAAGAUACAAUCACAUUAAAUAUUCCGAUUACAGGUAUUUACCUGGCAGUGAGAAUCAUUCUUGUGGCAGCCAUCUUUGUUUCCUAUGGUAUACAGUUUUAUGUUCCCAUGACGAUACUGUGGCCAUUCAUCAUGGAGAGGACUUCAGAACGAUAUCACUUCUUUGGAGAGAUGCUCUUCAGAACUUUACUGGUGAUAUUAACGAUGGUCCUGGCUAUGGUAGUCCCUCAUCUAGCCCUCUUCAUUGCAUUUAUUGGUGCCUUCAGUUCCUCCGCCCUGGCUCUCAUCUUCCCACCGCUUCUUCAAGAGUUUGCGUACUACGAUAAAGGUUACUCUCAUUACGGCAAAAUCCUACGGCUGCUCAGAAACACCUUCUUCAUUAUCUUUGGAUUUGUUGGGUUUAUAUUUGGUACAUAUGUAGCUUUCACAGCCAUUAUUGAGAGCAUGGGAUCUCCUCCUACAGAUAACUGCUCAAAACCGUAAUACUAAAACCGAGGGAUGUUAAUUUCUUACAACCUCGGACAAGAAGGUGGACAUCUUUAGGUGCGUUCAUUUAGCUUCCCUGGGUCAACCCCGGUGUGCCCCCGCUACAUUCAAAUAGCUUUGACAGUAUUCC
Molecule: messenger RNA, 1613 nt
Organism: Asterias rubens (European starfish)
Lineage: Eukaryota; Metazoa; Echinodermata; Asteroidea; Forcipulatida; Asteriidae
Product: proton-coupled amino acid transporter 1-like
Exons: 10
Coding region: 11-1480 (489 amino acids)
Biological process (GO): L-alanine transport; amino acid transmembrane transport
Cellular component (GO): vacuolar membrane
Molecular function (GO): L-alanine transmembrane transporter activity; L-proline transmembrane transporter activity
Source: RefSeq, a predicted model, not a curated record